CAGAUGCACCGAAGAUCCUUGGUAUAUCACGUAUCGGUCGUCGUUUAAGGACAAAGGGCCGGCCUCUGGGAUCGAUCCUCGCAGUUUCGAUCACGAAAGAACCUGGCGCGAUGAAGACGAUCCUUGUCAUCUUGGCGCUUGUAGCCGGCGUUCUCACGGCGCCGCAGGGCAAUCUAAACGAUAUCACGAUUGUGAAACAGGAAGAGGUAAACAACAUAGGGGUGGGUGGAUAUCAUUUCAGCUAUGAGCAGAGUGACGGUCAAAAGAGGGAGGAAACGGCUGAGCUGAAAAAUGAGGGCACCGAUGACGAAGCACUUAGCGUUGUUGGUAGUUUCAGCUUCAUCGCGCCGGACGGACACACGUAUAGGGUUGAUUAUACCGCGGACGAGACCGGAUUCCAUCCUACUAUCAACCUCGUCGCGAAGUAAAUGGGCACGGGGGCUGAUUACCUAGGACUCUCCGAUCAUCAAUAUACAUUCGUGUAAUUACAAGCGCAAUUAGGACACUUCACACACGCUGCAAGGCACGUGAUUUACCUCGCAAGGGAUCGUUUCACCGAACGUAGGCUCAAGAACGACCGAUCUUUCGCGCGAUCGAUCCUUUUUGGCUGACUCACUCCGGCGAAUUCGGUGGAAAUGAUCACGACCGUUUCAUCAAGAGAAUCGCAUCGCGGAGAAUGCAUGCGUCGAUGAUUGCAGAGUUGGUAUCGAUCGUGCGAUUAAGUUGAAUAAUGUUAAUGCAUCAGCACGCCGCGCUCCUCGCAAUCGCCUUCUCCGUCAUCGAGCGCGAUUUAUGGCACGCAUCAAUGAACAAAUACGCUAUCGAGAAGCGAUAUUACUUCGCGCCUGUAUUCCUUCUUAUUCGCGUAAACAGCAUUCGCAUACAUUGCGUAAUACGUGUAAUAACGCGCCGUCGUAUGUGUACAUCUCUCCGCGUGCAUUCGCACGGCAUCGCGAGAGUGAAACGCGUGCCUGCGCGCAACACGCCGGCAAUACGCCUAUUAUUCAGUUUCACGAAGCUGCCAGCCAAGCACUUUGAACACGAGAGAGAGGUUCUCUUCUUUCCUUUUUUUUUCUUUCAUUUGCGAUUCUACCCCAGCGAGGCGACGGUGCAGUACUCAUUGAAGCGCCGCGGCACCUGCGUCUGGCAGGCGCAAUCUUUUUUUUUAUACACGCAUCCAUAUGUAUAUCUAACAGAAUGCAACUUGUGCAAAUAAACUUGUAUACAUCUUA
Messenger RNA from Ooceraea biroi (clonal raider ant), 1232 nucleotides. It is a transcript of the gene CPR28, whose product is annotated as cuticular protein 28. The record is from RefSeq and is a predicted model, not a curated record. NCBI's taxonomy places the organism in Eukaryota, Metazoa, Arthropoda, Insecta, Hymenoptera, Formicidae. Gene Ontology annotation, cellular component: chitin-based extracellular matrix. Gene Ontology annotation, molecular function: structural constituent of chitin-based larval cuticle.